Molecule: messenger RNA, 438 nt
Organism: Paramisgurnus dabryanus
Lineage: Eukaryota; Metazoa; Chordata; Actinopteri; Cypriniformes; Cobitidae
Source: RefSeq, a predicted model, not a curated record
AUGAGGAGAGGGGAAGAGAAGGAGAGGAGGAUGAAAGGAGGAAGAGGAGGAGAGGAAGAGGAGGAGAAGAAAGAGAAGAGAAGAGAAGAGAAGAGAAGAAGAGAAGAGAAGAGAAGAGAAGAGAAGAGAAGAGAAGAGAAGAGGAGAGGAGCGGAGAGGAGAGGAGCGGAGCGGAGCGGAGCGGAGGAGCGGAGCGGAGAGGAGCGGAGAGGAGCGGAGAGGAGUAGGGGGAAGAGAGGUGAAGAGGAGGAGGUGGAGGAACAGAGGUGGAGGAACAGAGCAGGAGGAGAAGAGAAGGAGGAGAAGGAGAAGAGAAGGAGGAGAAGACGACGAGGAGAGGAGAAGAGGAGGAGAAGAGGAAGCGGAGGAGAAGAGGAAGAGGAGGAGAAGAAAGAGAAGGAGAAGAGGGUGAGGAGUAGGGGGAGGAGAAGAGAAUGA